CCGGCGGUGUCGGGAGCGCGGCGAUGGCGGGCGCGAGGAUGAGAUGGUUGUCUGCAAUACUUCAGGGCUUUCUAUUGGCUUUAGUGGGUCUCGGAAUAUGGGACGUGUUGUUUGUGUACGAAGAGAACAGGUGCAGCAUGACCUACAUGUUCGAGUACCCAGAAUAUAUUAAGAUCAAGCUUCCAUACAAAGUUUCCAGUAAGUACCACAAUUACGGCCUGUAUCUUUAUGGAGAGGGAGAGUCUGCUGAAGCACACAAUCUGAAAACCACAGGAAUCCCUGUUCUAUUUCUUCCUGGAAAUGCUGGAAGUUACAGACAAGUUCGUUCCCUGGGCUCUGUUGCACUAAGGAAAGCUGAGAACAUACAUAACAAAUUCCACUUCGAUUUUUUUAGCAUUGAUUUUAAUGAGGAGCUUGUUGCACUUUAUGGUGGAAGCCUUGAAAAGCAAACGAAGUUUGUACAUGCAUGUAUAAAAGUAAUUCUUAAACUUUACAAGGAUCAAAAAGAUGCACCCUGCAGUGUCGCCAUUGUGGGCCAUUCAAUGGGUGGCAUUAUUGCUAGAGCACUAUUCACUUUACCCAACUUCAAACCAACACUGAUAAGUCUUAUUAUAACUCAAGCUACACCUCAUGUUGCACCAGUCCUACCAGUGGACAGCUACCUCAUAGACUUUUACAAUACUGUGAACAACUACUGGAUUCUCAAGGAAAAAGACUUAAGAAAUAUCACUGUUCUCUCGAUGGGCGGUGGUUUCCGUGAUUAUCAAGUCCGGUCUGGCCUAACAAUUUUGCCAAGUCUGGGCCUUUACAAUAAUACUCUAAAUGUUGUGACAUCAACGGUCCCAAGAGCAUGGCUCUCAACUGAUCACCUUUGCAUAGUUUGGUGUAAAGAGCUGGUCCUAGCCACUGUUAGAGCUUUUUUUGAUCUUGUUGAUCAUCAGACCAAUCAGAUAACAUCAGAUCUAGAGAAGAGGAUAUCUGUUCUCCAUCAUCAUUUUGUCAACUAUUCAGAAAAGUACUCUGAGGAUAAUCUUGAGUCUUCAGUCGAAUUCUCAGAUUCAUCUGCAACAUGGAGUGUAAUUAACACAUACAGUUGGACUUAUAGCAGUCCAGAGUUUUCUGCAUGGGAACCCAAGGCAGCAUAUUUUCUUUUACCGCUUCCAAGUGAAGGGGAACCCCACAAUAAUUUAUAUUGUCGAACUACUAAUUUGGAGCCAAGUACUUGGAUCUAUGGCUGUGUGAAGGUUGACCAGUCUGCUUGUGCUGGGAAAUGGAAUCCUUUCCCUUUUUAUGCUCUCAGUCACCACUUGAAGUACUUCACUGUUAGCCAGGAAGGCAUUGACUUGACUGGGGAAGCAGAAUUAUUGAAAAUGUACAAGAUAGUAAACUUCAAUCUGGAUGAUUACCGUUCUUUCUCUCAUUUUAUCAUUCAUAUAUCUAAGGCUAAUGUCAAUAAACGGUUCAACAUAGAAUGUGAAUUCUUGAGCGCAGAGUCCAGAAUGAUGACCACCCAAGUGACAAAUAUCCUGUCUUUUGGUACCUCUAGCAACAGAGUUGUUAUAAACUCUGCUGGUCUGAUUCACAAAGUGAAGCUUCAGAACUUUAAUCAGAUAUAUCAGGCUUUUAAAAUCCAUGUAAGGAGUAACUGCCAGUUUACCCAUGGGAAGACUGAGGAUGUGUACAGGUUUCAUGUACCAUGGUCACAUGAAGAUUUUGUUGUGACAACAAGUGUGCCUUCUUCUACUGUGAUCUUUGCUAAACUUCACAGUGCAAGACCUGAAAAUGAUAGCUCCGUACCAGAGUUGCAACUUCACACGGCUAGAAGUUGUCAAUAUGAGAUAACCAUCAGGACUUCUUUCCUUGAAGUACUUGGGCAGCUGAUCAGAUUCCAUGGUAUACAUCUGCCUACAUAUGUUGUUGUGAACAUUCUAUUAGCAUUUGGAAGACAAUUAAUCCAUCUUUAUUCUGAAGGUCACUGUUUGGACUUCAAUAGUGCCUUAAAUGCUGCAUCGAAACCAUAUAAAGUUAUUCCAUUUAUCAAUUUGGCAGUUUUUCUUUUAAGAUAUGACUGGUUUAAGGAGACAUGGUCUAAUCUCAUGUUGCCUGAGAUUGAUGUCCUUCCUUCAAAUAAGCAAGGAAUCACCUACCCAAUGAUAUCUAUUCUCCUUUUCCUAUUUGGAACAGCUAUUGCCUAUUGGAAUGGAAUAUUCUUGCAUGUAUUACUUAGGCAGCUUUCCUUCUUGUGGUCAAUCUUUCAAAGGCCACGUGUCAUUCAAAAGGAAUAUAAGAAAUUAAAUUUUCGAAGUUCAAGUAUUAUGAUUUUCCUGCUCUUUAUCAUCUGGACCACCUGUGGUGCAGCGGCUCUUAUACUUGGUUACAUUCUUUAUCUUGUUAAGGUCCUAAGCCUGCAAGCUUCAGUACGCACAAUGAAAAACAUUCUUAAUUUGGCACCGAAACAGGAAAUUAUAAAGAAAGGUGCAUUUGCUUGUAGUGCAAAAGGAGGAGACAAGUCUGGAACAAAAGAGCCAGAACAACGGAGUCCAGACAACAAUAAAUUGCUGUCAGUUUCAGAUGUAGAUGAUGCCGUGGAUACUCUUCAGAUUCAUACUACAAUUCUACAUUUAUUGAAUUGGGUUAUUCUAUUUAGUGCACCUUCAUUUAUUUACUGGUUUAAAAAUCUCAGGUAUUCUAGAAGACUUGAUCCUGACCCCUGUGGUUCUGUUGCAAUUAUCCUUGUGUUCUCGAUGGGACUUCUCAUUAAUUCACAUUCAACUUCAGUUAAGAGAAGCAAGCUCCUGAAACACACAGCAAGACUGCAGCUCCUCUUAGCCAUUGCCGCGGCAGCCUUCGGAUUGGAACACUUGUACAGGGUUCCUUAUUUUGUUACAUUCUCAUUGGUUUUAUAUUCACUUGGUUGCCUGGUGUAAAUGAUUGUGUAACAUGUUGACUUAUCAACUUAAUUCAUCAUACAUACAGCUUCUCUCAAUGUACAUUUUGUAAUUUUUCUUAAACAUAAUGGUGCUACAUAAUUGUACUUGGUUAUUAUUGGCAUGCCUUCACUGAAUAAUUGCAUAAUGUAACUUGUUAGAACUUCCUAGAUUUUGGAAUAUUUAAAAAGGUACUACUUUAUGUACAUUGUCAAAUUUUAAUUUUCUUGCUAUAAAUGAAAAUCCAGAGUAUUAUGUCUUUUAAGUCUUCUUUAGCAUGUUGCUUUGAAUUAGAUAACUUUCAAGGCACAUUGCAGAUUGUCUUGUGUGGGAACCUUUUUUAAACAGACCAUUUCAGGGCUUUUAUACAUAAUACCUUUGACCGUGUUCAGGCAUCUCCAAAGAGACUUGAAUAUGAUUUGGUUGCUGACAAUAAUUUCAUCUUAAGAGGUCCCAGAAGUGAUUAUAAGUUUGUUUGGGAUUCUCACUUUAACCACUCUGAGUGAAGGGAAUUAAAGAGAACAAAAGCCUAAGACUGCAGAUGCUUGAAAUCUAAAAUAUAAACAGAAAAUGCAGAGUUAGGUACCAUCUGUGGAGAGAGAAAUGUUUCAAGUUAAUGACCUUUCAUUAGCACUGGCAAAGAUGAUAUAUAUAACAGGUUUUAGCAAGGUGUAGAGAUAGGGAGCGUGAAUGAAAAUGAUAAAAUGGGAAGUCUGAAGAAGUUAAAAGUAUGCAAGAUUAACCAUCAAAUGGAAUAAUGGUGUAAGGCAAAAACAUGAUAAUGGGUCAAGUGAAGAAACAAAAGAUUGAUCAAAAGAAAUGGCAACAGCAGAAUCAUUAAUAAUUGCAUUUCAAAAAAGAAGUAGUGGUUACAAUCUGAAAUACUUGAAUGGAGUCUGGCAGACUAUAAAUUGUCUAAAUUAAAGACUGCUGUUCUUCUAGCUUCCACAGAUCUUCAUUGUAACAGUUUGGGAAGCCAAGCUCAGAGUACAAGUGGGAUGAAAACGUAAAAUGGCAAGUGACCAGAAGUUCACUGUCACAAUUGUUUCAAUGGAGGUGUUCAACAAAGCAACCACCCAAUCUACAGUUGGACUCCUCAAUGCAGAGUAUAUCAUGGUAAUAUCCUCACUUAAAAUUGUGAAUGCAUUCCUAAAAAUCAUUAAUUUAAGGGCCAUGAUAUUUUGUAGUGUGGUUUCCCAUAGGAAUCAGUGGUAAAACCAGAGUUGAGUUCCUGUGGACAUUAAUUAUUAGAACCAUUGUACAAACAAAUACACAUUUUUGACUGAAAUAACUCAUUAAAUAAAUCAUUAAAUAUUGAAUAAAUACCGUAUUAAUUGAAGGGAAAAAAUGUACAGUUCACAUGGGUUUUAAAAUGUGCAUUUCUGGUAACUCAGUGGGCAGCUUUUCUAAUAUUGCAACAUAUCUAAAAUACAAAGUGGGUGGUAUUUAUGACCCCGUAAAUUGCAAUUAUAGCUUAAACUGUAAUUCCAUAAAAAUAAUAUUAGGGCUUCAGUUCCACAGUAAAAAACGAGAUGGAAGAGCUAAACAUGGUGCAAGUUAUACAUUUUGGAUGAAUUGUGCAAAUUUUGUCUCAUUUUCUGGUAGUGCCUUUUAUUGUGCUCUGCUUUGUAUCUGAUGCUUAGCAGAAACCCAGGCGUGGGAAAAUAAGGAAGCUGUGCAUCUUCUCAGUGUCUUUUGCUACUCCCUGGUGCCUGCUGCUUUAUGGCGCAGAGUUUCAGAGACGGUAGGGGAAGGGAACUGUGAAACCAAGACAGCAUGGCCACAAUGGUGCCAAGUGCCCAAACUGCUUGGAGGCACCGCCAUUCUCACCUAUGCUGCUCCUCCCAAUCCCAAUCCCAAUACACUCUGCUAUCCAAGAUCAGAGUAACUGGACUGAACCAGGAAUGGCCUGAAUAUGCUAACUCUUGCCUACCACUAAAAAGGAGAAUAUCUGGCCCAUGGGCUAUAUGCUGAUCUGUAAUAACAAUGCAAGCACUGAAGCACAAUAUCAGCAUUGAUGCACAACAUGUACAAUCAAAUAUUAUGGAAAUGAAAACAACAACACAAAAACAGGCCCCCAUAGAAUAAUGUACUUUAAAAACAAAAUUAUGUUCAGCAUGGAAACUAAAAGUAAUGGCUUUGUUUUAAAUUAAAGUAAGUAUGAAUUUGUGAAUGUUUCACCAGAAUGGUUUGUUUGGGGGCAAUAACAAAGGAAGUAAAAUUACUUUUGAUGUACUCCUGGUGCUUGCACAGGAAGCUGAAAUGGGAAGGGGAUGACUGUAUGAUUGUCAUCAUUGAAGCUUGAAGAAUAGCACUUUGUUUCUAUUCAGUAUGUAAAAAUCAUAGAAUCGUAGAGAUGUACAGCACAGAAACAGACCCUUCGAUCCAACUCAUCCAUGCCGACCAGAUAUCCCAACCCAAUCUAGUCCCGGCCCA
This is a messenger RNA of Chiloscyllium plagiosum (whitespotted bambooshark), 5363 nucleotides long. It is a transcript of the gene pgap1, whose product is annotated as post-GPI attachment to proteins inositol deacylase 1. Gene Ontology annotation, molecular function: phosphatidylinositol deacylase activity. NCBI's taxonomy places the organism in Eukaryota, Metazoa, Chordata, Chondrichthyes, Orectolobiformes, Hemiscylliidae. The record is from RefSeq and is a predicted model, not a curated record. Gene Ontology annotation, biological process: GPI anchor metabolic process; endoplasmic reticulum to Golgi vesicle-mediated transport. Gene Ontology annotation, cellular component: endoplasmic reticulum.